AAAAAUAAUAAUGCAUUAUAAUCAAGCUUGCUGUUAACCAGGUACAUAUCUCAGAUUGUUCUUUUAUCUUAACAAGAAAAACUAGUGGCACAGGGAAUAUAGACAGUGGUCAUUUUUGAGGUUGUUUUACAACACGUGCGUUGUGCAAACAAACUAGCAUUUGAAGCAUUAAAAAAAAAAGGAAUGAAUAUUUUAUAUGUAUGAUAAGAAGUGAAGUUAGUGAAAAACUUUAUACUGAUUCUGAUUGGCUAAAAGUGCUGUCAAUCUCACUUUGGAGGCUGUCGCUAUAUUGUAUUGGCUGUAGCAAUUCGAAGGCGUUACCAAUCACAACAAUCGACCAAGCCAUUACGGAGAUACAGCCUUACGUGACCACAGAAGCUGCACAGCGGUUUGACCAGCGUUACGCACAGAACGCAUAACGCACAGCUUGUUUUGUACGUGUUUGCAGCUUUAUUUUAACUUUCUUUGACGGAAGAAUGGCAGUGCAAGGACCAAUUAGUGGUCAUAGUACAGUGGAAGUACUCCGAAUGCUGGAGGAGGACGACGGGAGCCUGGCUUGUGCUCUGGAUUCAUCAUCAGAUGACGAGGAUCUGCUCGGUCCCGCACAGGACAACGGCGAUGACGUGGAUUACGUCCUUCCAUCGUCGGAAAGUGAUGACGAUUACGAGCCACUCUCUGCCAGUGUCCGAGGAUCUGCAAAGAAGCCCCGGCCAACACAUUGUCGAAGAACGGCGGUAACACCUCAGUCAGGACCAUCAACACCUUCCUCCACCAUUAAGAAGAAUAAACGCUCCUCUCUGGGAACUUCUCCAGCUACCAAGCGUAGAAAACAAUUGUUUGCACCUAUAGAGGAUGACGAGGACGAGUGGCAUAACAAAGAGGAAGAGGACAGCAAACCCGAACUACCCAAAUUCAUGCCGGCCAGGACCCCAGGCCCCACAUUUCACACCACCGCGGCAUGGUCUCCCCUCAGCCUCUUCCAGCUUUUCUUUUCAGCGUCUGUUGUCCAAAAAGUCAUUGACAACACAAAUGCCAACGCUGCCAGAAGACGAAAAGCUGGGUUGAAGUUCAAGUGGGAAACGCUCACGGUGAAGGAGUUCUACACAUUCCUAGCCAUUCUUCUUUUCAGUGGCCUUGUGAGCGUACGCCACAGGUCUGAUUACUGGAGGAAGAGAUGGCCAUACAACUUCUCCUUCCCCGGUGACCAAAUGAGCAGGGACCGCCUUGAGGCAAUUAUAUGGUCACUUCACCUCAGCGACCCAAAAGACGAUGAGGAAAAUGACAAAAAAAAGGGCACUCCUGAGUAUGACAGACUUUUCAAGCUGAAGCCCCUCUAUACGGAGAUUGUGAACGCCUGCAAAGCCCAUUUCCAGCCAUAUCGGAAUCUGUCCAUUGAUGAGCGGAUGGUUGGAAGUAAAGCCAGGAUCAGCAUGAAGCAGUACAUGAAGAACAAGCCGACAAAGUGGGGUUACAAACUGUUUGUGUUGGCUGAUUCACUGACAGGCUAUACCUGGAAUUUCUUCAUCUACACAGGCAAAAGUGAGUCCCCCACAACUCGCGGUCUGAGUUACUCAGCAGUGAUUGACCUUUUGCCUCUUCCUCUCCUUGGUAGCGGCUACAACUUGUUUACAGACAAUUACUAUACAAGCCCCGCUCUCUUCAAUGAUCUGUCCGAGAAGAACAUUGCCUGUUGUGGGACUAUUCGACAACAUCACACUGGCUUCCCUCAAAACCGGACCAACGACCUGCCCAAAAAGGCUGAGAGGGGGGACAUACGUUGGAUCAGGGAUGGCAAACUCCUCUUCGUAAAGUGGAUGGACACGAGAGAGGUUGCAAUGUGCUCCACGAUGCAUCAGGCCUACAGUGGACUGACAGUGAAGAGAAAGGUGAAGGAGGCUGGGGAGUGGAAAAACAAGCUCAUACCAGUUCCGGACAGCAUCAUCGACUACAACCGCAACAUGGGUGGUGUGGAUUUAUCGGAUGCACUGAUGACAUAUUACAACAUCAGCCACAAGACCAUGAAGUGGUACAAGACUUUGUUUUACCACUUUGUGGAAAUCGCUACAGUGAACAGUUUCCUCUUACACAAGGAGCUGUUCAAGUUGAGGAAGGACCCUACUCAAACAAAGCCCUUCACCCAAAAGACCUACAGGGAGCAGUUGGCCCAGGAGAUGCUUGAGUUUGCUAAAGGCUCAGCAGCCAUCCCACCCGCUCCCUCCACAUCUUGCAUGCCCAUAUUCCUUGACAACCAGGAAAAUCGGGCCAGGAGGUAUUGUAAGAGGUGCCAUGAUGCUGAAAGGCCCAGGGUGAAGACACCUGUGAUUUGCAGGAGGUGUAAGGUUCCUCUCUGCCUCAGCGCAAAAAGGAACUGCUUCCAGCUGUGGCAUGAUGGGCAGUAACUUGGACGUGAUGGAUGUGUGUAAAUAAAUGGACAAUAGUAUAAAUAGUUGUUUUAGUUUUAUGUGUGUACAGUUUUUAUAGAAAUAUU
Messenger RNA from Stegastes partitus (bicolor damselfish), 2488 nucleotides. RefSeq names its product piggyBac transposable element-derived protein 4-like. The record is from RefSeq and is a predicted model, not a curated record. NCBI's taxonomy places the organism in Eukaryota, Metazoa, Chordata, Actinopteri, Pomacentridae. The coding region runs from base 477 to 2399 and encodes 640 amino acids. The transcript has 2 exons.